Lachancea thermotolerans CBS 6340 is the source of this 570-nucleotide messenger RNA. RefSeq names its product rRNA-processing protein FCF1 (gene FCF1). Gene Ontology annotation, cellular component: small-subunit processome; nucleolus. The transcript has a single exon. Lineage: Eukaryota; Fungi; Ascomycota; Saccharomycetes; Saccharomycetales; Saccharomycetaceae. The record is from RefSeq and is a predicted model, not a curated record. The coding region runs from base 1 to 570 and encodes 189 amino acids.
AUGGGUAAGGCUAAGAAGACCAGAAAGUUUGCGCUUGUUAAGCGCACGCUUAACGCCAAGAAAGACGUGCGCUUGAAGGCUAACCAGGCCAAGGAAGCGCAUCGCGACGACCCGGAGCUGACCAAAAAUGUGCCGCAGAUAUCGAGUGCCCUCUUUUUCCAAUACAACCAAGCCAUAAAACCACCCUACCAGGUGCUGAUAGAUACCAACUUCAUUAACUUCUCGAUCCAGAAGAAGAUCGACAUCGUGAGGGGCAUGAUGGACACACUGUUGGCGAAGUGCAUACCGAUGAUCACCGAUUGCGUGAUGGCGGAGCUGGAGAAGCUGGGACCCAAGUACCGAAUCGCGCUGAAGCUGGCACGUGACCCGCGGAUUCAGAGGCUGACCUGCUCGCACAAGGGCACCUACGCAGACGACUGUCUCGUGAACCGUGUGCUGCAGCACAAAUGCUACAUCGUGGCGACCAACGAUGCGGGGCUGAAGCAGCGUAUACGUAAGGUGCCGGGCAUCCCACUAAUGAGCGUGGGUGGCCAUGCCUACGUUAUCGAGAAGCUGCCUGACGUGUUUUGA